AGCAGCAGAGGGGGAACAGGAGCUGUCCACGAGGGAACGCUUGCUCGCUUUGUACACAAUGGCUGGAGCAAAAAAAGCCACUGGUGUCCGUGGAGUCUCCUGGCGUGAGAGGGAGACACUGGAUCUGCUGUCCUUCUGGGGUGAGGAGAAAGUGCAGGAGGCCUUGGUUGUUUCUCAUCGAAACAUAGAGGUCUUCGAGAUGAUCGCGCAGCAGAUGAUGGCGAGGGGACACAAACGCUCUGCGGUGGAGUGCCGCACUAAAACCAAAGCCCUGCGGCAAGAAUACAAGCGAGUUGUGGCACAUAAUAGCCGGCCCGGAAAUUCGCCGGCCACCUGCCCUUUCUACAACGAGCUCCACCACAUUUUCAGAUCGGACGUCAGCAUGAGGUCAAAUCACUUGGCUGGAAGCUUUCAUUUGCCAGAGGCGGAAGAGGAGCAAAGGCUGAGCGAAUCAGAGAAGCCGAGGCCGGAUGGAUUAGAGGACUUUUUCAGCGACAACGUAUUGGCCAUCAAACAUGAAGAUGUUUGGUAUUCCACGCCCGAAGAUGAAUGCAAUGUGGAUGAGACCCGGGUCACAGAUCACAUGCAGCAAGGGGAUGUGGCCGCUUCUGGGGAUCAGGCUGCUUUGCCUGAAGGACACACCGUGCGACCCUCCACUCCUGUUCCUGAAGUGCAAGGUGAACCCUCAGAUGCGCACCCGGAAAGGCCUGCGGCAGAGUUGUCGCCUGCGACGUUGUUGGCCGGCGCCAGAAACCGUAAGCGGCGCGUCUCCUUGCUGAACGAUGUCGCUCAGCAGAUGCUGCGCCAGUGCACAGCGGAAGAAAUCAGCACAAACCGGCGCCACGAGGAGAUGAUGGUGGAAGACAGACGCCGCCACAACCAGAUGGUGGAGGAAGCGAGGCUAGACCGCAAGGCCUUCCAGGACGCCAUGCAGAUGAACGUGGAUGUCAUCCAUGCCGCCGUUAGUGCCCUCAAAACGAUCGGCGAAGCGUUCCUGGCACAGCGGCAAAAAAUUCUAGCACAAGACAGAGGCCAAAGCGGUGAUCCGCUGAACUCACACACCAGUCAAGGAACACAGACCGCCCCCCCUGACAACAGAACUGGAACACAGGACAGCGUGUCCGAGGCUGCUCCCAAUAAGCGUGCGUGUGCUGGCCUCCCCACGGACCUAUAGUUUGCAUGUCCACUGCUUGUGCACAUACUCGGAAAUGGUUUUGUGACACUUUCUGGUCAAUAAACGCUACUCUCUCCUUUUACAGCA
This is a messenger RNA of Sphaerodactylus townsendi, 1261 nucleotides long. RefSeq lists its product as uncharacterized. The transcript has 5 exons. The record is from RefSeq and is a predicted model, not a curated record. NCBI's taxonomy places the organism in Eukaryota, Metazoa, Chordata, Lepidosauria, Squamata, Sphaerodactylidae. The coding region runs from base 59 to 1174 and encodes 371 amino acids.